Molecule: messenger RNA, 3476 nt
Organism: Trachymyrmex cornetzi
Lineage: Eukaryota; Metazoa; Arthropoda; Insecta; Hymenoptera; Formicidae
Exons: 2
Coding region: 242-3043 (933 amino acids)
Source: RefSeq, a predicted model, not a curated record
UUUUACAUUCGUCAAAUAAUUAUUUUCGAUUCGUCGUUAUGGCAAUUAUCUGACAACUAGAGAAUUGACCUGUUGAUGCGCGCGCGGAAAGAUUGUUCGAUUUUAGACUCGAAACGCUCUCAAAAUUAAUGGCGCAAUCCGUACAGAUACAUCGUUAACGUCAAUCCGAAGUCACUUUCUAAAUUUGUCGUGUGGCCGACAACUUGCACGUAUCUUCAUUUCUGCGUCCGAUCCACCCGAAAUGGCCUUGAAGAAAAAUAUGUCAAUAUUCGAAGGAGAACAAUUGUACAUGCUUGAAAUUCUUAUUGAUCAUCUAAAUCUAUGUCCCGAAAAGACUGUUAGUAAUGAAGGGUGCGAUUUGAUGAUACGUAUAGGUUUCGUCGAUUUUAAACCUAUUGACAUCAUCGCUCAGGAAUCACUCAAGGUUAAUGACGGAAGAACUAGGAGUAAGGCAAAUGGAUUUUCUAAUGAGUACAUUAAUUGCGAAGGCAAGACAUGUCUGCUCGUCCGGACACCGAGCAAUUUAAUACGAUCUGUAAAAUCGACUCCUCUAAGCAUCGAAGUGUAUAGGAUUUCUCUCGAGGAGGACCAUAAUUCGCGAGAUGAUGCUAGAUUCGUUCUCUUUUGCGCAGCAACGGCAUUUUUGCCAAGAAGUUUUUGCGAUCACAUAACUGCGGCUAAGAACAAGAUAGAUGGACUAUCAAAAUCGUAUGUGUUGACAAAAAUUUACACUUUGACCGAUGAACAUGGUUAUCCAUGCGGUUCUAUAUCCAUGUGCAUGAGGCUGUCGUGUUUUGGAAGUUCCAUUAUAAAUCAUCUGGUGCUUCGCGAAAAGUCAUUCAUACUUCGAGGAUUUCCUCUCGGUUGGGAGCUUUCUUGCACAAAACUGUCUGAUGAAAGUGAAAACAACGAGAGAUACAUGAAAAAAUGUGACAACAAUACAUCAUUAUUGCACAAAAUUCUCGAUCCUACAUAUUCAAAAUUAUAUAACCAGGAUGAUCGUACAGAGACAGAGCCUGUGUUGACGAGACCAGAAUCGCCACCUCGCAUAUCAAUGAAUCAACCAGGAUUCGAAAAAUUAACGAGCGCCGAGAAAUUAAACGAUCACAAGUACCGUGGUUUAAUUUAUGAGAUCUAUCACGACGAGCCGACUUGUUCGUGUUUACCGACAGACCGAUCGACGCAUCCAAUGAUGUGUCGUUCCGGAUGUGUCCGUUCUUGUUGCAUGGCUUUAAGAAAUCCCGAUUCUCUUAAAAAGUUUCCAUCGCUCGCUACGCUUGCUUCUGAUAAUUUUUAUUUAAAAUCAGAUAUGGAGCAAAACGUGACCAAUCAUGACUCUACGAGAUUAAGAGGUGGUGAAGACACAGAAGAUAAUUAUUUAAAUAAUAAAGUUUCAUGGGACGAAGGAUACACAUGGCAUGAGAAUGAUAUUAAUUUAAAAAAUCGUAUGAUGGGUGGAAGCGAUUAUAGUGCAUCAGCCCGUGCGUUUCCCGAAGCAACGACCGUCAUAUAUGAAAAGAGCAAGAGAACGGGCGCUAACUUGCCCUGCAAAUUUCGAUCAAGAACAGUGGACGGAAUUAAAGGGACAGACUGCAUUUGUCCAGGGAAAGUUUCGUCGCCUUGGAAAACAAAUGCGUCUAGAUGCUCGAAAAAACCGUGUGUGGGUGCAGAUUGUAUGAUUCGUGCCUUCAAAGAGGUCCAAGAAUUCGUGGAUUCUCUCGGUAAGGUGCCAGGUAUGAAGGGUCUUGGCUUGAUGGAUCCAUCUGAAAGUCCUUAUUUCGGUCGAGACAUACAAUGGGAUUACACCAUUCAAGAAACACCAAGCGAGAGAAAACGAGGAUAUCCCAUUUCAGCACCGCCAGUACCAACAGUUCAGUGUCUCGCACCUUGCAAUACACAGAUUGGUAAACCAAUCGCCAGUACUCUCUCCGCACCUUACGUUGCAUCUACUUCCAUAAUGACAGUAGUUCCAGGACGCUCUGGUAUUGUACGCGAGGCGAUACCGUCGUUACCAGAAACGACGUCACUCUUGGUCGCCGUCAAGCCAUCAAAAAAGAAGGAGGAGAAAUUGGAAAAGCAGAAGGAGCUGGACGUAACAACCUCCGCGCCGCUAGACGUCGACGUUGGUCCUUGCGGUGAACCGAAAUGCAAAUCUCGCCGGAAGAAAAAGAAUAAUCGAACAAUGCCGCGCGAUAAUGAGGAAUCAGAGACAAAGCCAAUACAGACAUUACCGCCCAGUACCAUUGCAGCGAAGGCUGUUGGCAAAUUAAUCGAAAAGGGACGAUAUCCGAAGGGUAAGCCAGGUCCGAGUGGUGAUCGUGAUAGGAGUCGUCCUAUCAAGGUCAGCAGACGAGUGAUGCGAUACGUUUAUUCUAUUGGCGACGUCUAUCCUGGGACUAAUUACGGUCAUAAGAAUUGCAUCGAUCCACGAUUUAGGGUGCCGGCUAACAUGGGCUGGCUGUGGAAUACGAGAGCAACGGCAGGCAAGUUCAAGCCACGAAUCGGCUGGAAGCCAGGCGCGAUCGGGCGUUACUUGAAUGCAUUGCUGAAGGAAGCAAAGGGAGCUUCUAUGGAGGAUUAUCGGGCAAGGUCGAUACCCUCGCGCACCAGCUUGCGACGCGGCAAGGUGUACAAAAGCAUGAGCUACGUGUCUCAAAUGAAGAAGGAGAGUGAAGAGGACGCGGAACCGCCACCGACCCUGCACAUUCACCGUAAGGAUGGCACGUACUACGUGACGAUGUACCCGAUCAGGCAGGAGACGACCGCGGAUGUAUCGCAGCUGGAGGAGCCGAUGAAGCCACUGCAGUUCAAGAUAGUGCGCAACAAGGAUGAUGCCUCUGUCGCGUCGAGCUCUACGGCGUCGGACAUGGAAAUCGAAUUCUCGCCGCCGGCAGCGGUCAACAGGUACCGCAAGAAGCCCGACGUGAUUCACGUGGACACCCAGGUCAGGCAGCAGGAGAUUCUCGAUGCGUUCAAGCUGACGGUCGACACGCCGAAGACGAAGGAGAAGAAAGACAGGAGGGAAAGGAAGGGAAAGAAGUAACGAAACCAUCCUCCCUUUUCUUCUCCUUUCGCAGCCUUCGCUCAUUAUCCCUAGCACGAUCAUGAAAGAGAAGCAGCUUUAUCGGAGAAACAGGUUGGUAGAAUAUUAGUCAAGUUUCCAUUAAUAAAGUCAGAUUGAUCACACCGGAUUGAAGACAUAAGCAGAGAGAAACCUGAGAGAGGCUAUGCCGGUUUUUUUCCUGUUACGGUUGAAAUCGCCCAUACACUACCGCCAGUACAUCCAUUUUCAAUUUGAGAACUACGUGACUAUAAUAUAUACACUUUCCAACACUAUCGAUAAAAUCGUAUCGUCGAAAGUAGAUGUGGUUCGUCUCUGUACUAAAUCCUCAGAACAAAAGUGUGCCGACUAUUCAUUUCGCAUCUCCUGCACAUGUAAAUAAAAGUUGUUGAAUUUUAAUAAACGAAACUGAAAA